AUGAGCAAAAAAAGAACAAUUGAUUUUUUUUUCAAACGACAAGAAGAUGUUAAUGACCCACAACCUGAAAGAAAUAGCAAUAUGGAAGAGCCUGUUAAUGUUGAACCUGAAAAAAAUGAUGUUUCAAAUUCAAGAGAGGUAAACUUAGAUUCUUUGAUUCGUGAUCCCGGAGAACAACCUUUGAUCUCAAGCUAUCCAAGUCACCAACGUGAUGAGAUUAGACGAUUAUAUAUUAAACUUGGACCAUACCAAAUUCAAAAAUCAAAGUAUCCUUCAAGUCCUAGUGGUCCAAAUAGUUCUAUGCGUAGUUUUCAACAAGCUUGGUCAGAUACAUUUACCGUCGCGGGGUUUAAUAAAUGGAAAAAAGUGAAUUGUGGAAAAGAUUGUUCUUUCAUCGUCCUUGAAGAGAAUGUGAUAGAGAAACAAACGACUCAACAAGUUAUGGAUAAUAGAUUACGUCUUAAAGUUUCUAUUGAGGCUAUCAAAUGGCUUACAUUUCAAGCAUGUGCUUUAAGAGGUCAUGAUGAGGGACCUGACUCAAAAAAUCAAGGGAAUUUCCUUGAACUUAUAAAGUUGCUUGCUUCUUAUAACAAGACUAUUGAUGAUGUUGUGUUAGAAAAUGCUCCUCAAAAUGCAAAAUACACAUCACCGGAUAUCCAAAAAGAAAUAUUACGUGUUUUAGCUACAAAUGUACAAAAAGCAAUUCGUGAUGAAAUCGGGACUGCAAAAUUUUGUUUGAUAGUUGACGAGUCUCAAGAUGAAUCUAAGAAAGAACAAAUGGCUAUUGUUGUGAGAUUUGUUGACCGAUAUGGACAUGUCAAAGAAAGAUUUUUGGAUUUGAUUCAUGUCAAAGAUACAACUUCAUCGACCUUGAAAAAUUAG
This is a messenger RNA of Lactuca sativa (garden lettuce), 882 nucleotides long. NCBI's taxonomy places the organism in Eukaryota, Viridiplantae, Streptophyta, Magnoliopsida, Asterales, Asteraceae. The record is from RefSeq and is a predicted model, not a curated record.